Cetraspora pellucida is the source of this 126-nucleotide messenger RNA. The record is from the annotation of a GenBank genome assembly. NCBI's taxonomy places the organism in Eukaryota, Fungi, Glomeromycota, Glomeromycetes, Diversisporales, Gigasporaceae.
AUGAAACAUAAUAGGUUAAUAAUUUCUAAUUAUAACAAGGUUUCAAGAUAUGUUAAAUAUUGUAUUAUAAAUGAAGCAAUAAGUUUUUUUUUAAUUUUAAAAAUUCAAGAUCUUUUACAAGACUAA